AUGACUGGAUAUGAAGACAGCAACAUGGUAGAGGCCCAGGCUCGGACGCCAUACGUCUCAGUGGCCCCCGACGAGAUGACUGCCGACCAAUUUGACGAGAAAGACCAGCAGGGAGUGGAGGUCGAGGAGGAAAUCCCCUUGAGAGAUGACAAUCCUGUCGUAGGAGACAGUCUUCGACUUCCUACGGUCCCUUCUCGGCCACUGCCAUUUUGGAUUCGCUAUCCAAAGGCCUUGCUUUGGUGCUUCGUCCCGAGCUUCCUGCACCCUACAGAUCCAGCCAAACCACCAAAACAGCUUCAUCCGACGGCAUGGCUCGAUGGCCUUCGAGGCAUAGCGUCAUUCGUGGUCGUCUGCCACCAUUGGUCACUCGUCGUUUACCCCAUCGAACUGCACAAGGGGUACCUAUCCGAUGAUAAGCCCAUGUUCAUCCAACUACCCAUCAUACGCUUGGCCGUGUCUGGAUAUUGGGCCGUGUGCGUUUUCUUCGUCAUCUCUGGCUUUGCCCUCAGCUACAAGCCCAUGAAACUUCUAUCUCAGAACCGAAGGGCCGACUUCGCCAUCGCCGCGGCCUCCUCUGCCUUCCGCCGAUACAUCAGAAUCUUCGCCUCUCCUGCGGUCACAACGCUCGUCAUUGCCCUCAUGACAUACGCGGGUUGGUUUCAGCAUGGAGCGAGGCCGAAGACACUCAUCUUCCCGAGGUUGAGGCCGCCUGUGGCCGGGACUUUGUAUGGUCAGCUAGAGCAUUGGUUCAUUAAGAUUGUUGGAUUCGCCAACCCUGUGUCGCGAAACACUCGGAGGGGAAACAACUUUCCGUACGACGCCGCUCUCUGGACUAUACCCAUCGAGUUUGACUGCUCAAUGGUCAUCUUCCUCGCUCACGUCGCCUUCUCCAGACUACGCCCCGGCGUCCGGCUCUUCUUCCAUGUUUUCGUCAGCUGCUACACCCUUUGGUUCAAUAUGUGGGAGUUCUUCCUGUUCUUCGCCGGACUUCUCCUUGCGGAUCUUCACUUCCACUUCCAACCGGCGUCGGGUGAAUUUCACGAAGGUGAAGGCGGUUGGAACGCCCUCCCCAGAUGGACAAAUAGCUUGCGACGGGACAGUUUCGCUCGCUUCCAGUCCAUGAUCGCCGGCUCGCCGACCUUUUCCAACUUCAGGAGCUCUAUACAAUCCCGCCGCGACAGUCUCUCAUCCUCGCCCUCCCUGCCAAAGUUCAAGAAAGUCGUUGGCAUCGCCGCAUUCAUCUUCUCGCUGUGGCUGCUCUCGUACCCGCACUUGGUCAACGAUGCUGCCGCAACCCCGGGCUACAGGGCUCUGACUGCCAUCACCCCCAAGCAAUACAAGAGCGGAGAUUCCCUUUGGAUUCCACUUGGUGCCAUCCUUCUCAUCUUCACCAUCGAUAGGGUCCCUUCCCUGCAGCGCAUGUUCAACAGACCGUUGAUACAGUACCUCGGUCGCAUCUCAUUCAUGUUGUAUCUGGUCCACAACUCGAUGUUGUGGAUGUAUGGAUGGCACACUUGGCAGUUCAUGACGUCCAUCACCGGAGUCGCCACGUCUUGGCAGUACUUCUGGAGCGUAUUCUGGGCGAGUUGCUUCUUCCUGCCCGGUGUCAUUGUGGUGGCCGACUUCUUUCAGCGAUAUGUGGACUCGAAUGCAGUUGCGUUCGCAGCUUGGCUUGAGAAGAAGUUGAUUGACAAGACGGCAUGA
This is a messenger RNA of Colletotrichum chrysophilum, 1704 nucleotides long. RefSeq lists its product as uncharacterized. Lineage: Eukaryota; Fungi; Ascomycota; Sordariomycetes; Glomerellales; Glomerellaceae. The transcript has 2 exons. Gene Ontology annotation, cellular component: membrane. Gene Ontology annotation, molecular function: acyltransferase activity, transferring groups other than amino-acyl groups. The record is from RefSeq and is a predicted model, not a curated record. Gene Ontology annotation, biological process: polysaccharide biosynthetic process. The coding region runs from base 1 to 1704 and encodes 567 amino acids.